UUCCAAUAGGGACGCUUGAACUUUGACAGCUGAUUGCGGCCAUGUUGUUUGAGUGACAGCUGUCAAAUGCAGUGUGUUAUAUUCAUUCCGUCCUCCCAAACCACCAUGGCAGGUUACAGUGUCGAGCAGCACGUGCAAAUCAUAAAAUUGUUUUAUGAAAAUGGGUCUUCAGUUCGAGCAACGUUCCGCGCACUUCGCCCGUUUUACGGUCGCGAUGAUCGUCCUGCCGAGUCGACUAUCCGUCGAUUGGUGGACAAAUUCGAGUCAACCGGGUCAGUUAACAAUCAGCCGGUUCCCGUGCGUCAACGUAACGCGAGAUCUGCCGAGAAUAUCGCCGCUGUGCGCGACAGUGUCCUCGAAAACCCGCGGCAGUCAAUUCCGCGUCGCGCACAGGAACUCGGCCUUUCGCAGACGACAACUUGGCGAAUUUUGCGUUGUGACUUGAGCCUGCACCCGUACAAGAUCCAGCUGACCCAAGAGCUCAAGGUUAAUGACCAUAGACAGCGCCGUGUGUUCGCUGACUGGGCAUUAGAGCAGUUGGAAGUUGACGCCGAUUUUGGCAAAAAAAUCAUCUUCAGCGACGAGGCGCAUUUUUGGAUGAAUGGCUAUGUCAACAAGCAAAAUUGCCGUAUUUGGGACGAGACCAAUCCACACGAGGUUCACCAAGUGGCAAUGCACCCGCAGAAAGUGACUGUUUGGUGCGGAUUUUGGGCCGGAGGCGUGAUUGGUCCGUAUUUUUUCGAAAACGAUAAUGGUGUGGCCGUCACCGUCAAUGGACGGCGCUACGUGCCACACAGCACACGCUACGAUGGAAGUUCUGCACGAGCAAUUUCUGGACAUGGUCAUCUCGCGCGGAGGCGACGUGAACUGGCCACCGAGAUCGUGCGAUUUGACCCCGCUGGACUUUUUCUUGUGGGGUUUUCUUAAGUCGCAGGUCUAUGCCAACAAGCCGCAAACCACCGAUGCCCUCAAAGUCAACAUACGCCACGCCAUCGAUCAAAUACAGCCCGAUUUGUGCGCCAGAGUCAUCGAAAAUUGGACCUUUCGUGUGCGCGCCACCAACCGAAGCCGUGGCGGUCAUUUGAAUGAUGUCAUAUUCCAUACAUAAUGGGGUCGAUAGACCUUCCAAAUAAAAAAAAAAAUUCGCAAAUAUCUUUCCUA
This is a messenger RNA of Danaus plexippus (monarch butterfly), 1161 nucleotides long. RefSeq lists its product as uncharacterized. The record is from RefSeq and is a predicted model, not a curated record. Gene Ontology annotation, molecular function: nucleic acid binding. The transcript is spliced from 2 exons. The coding region runs from base 67 to 927 and encodes 286 amino acids. NCBI's taxonomy places the organism in Eukaryota, Metazoa, Arthropoda, Insecta, Lepidoptera, Nymphalidae.